Ectocarpus siliculosus is the source of this 2221-nucleotide messenger RNA. Lineage: Eukaryota; Phaeophyceae; Ectocarpales; Ectocarpaceae. The record is from the annotation of a GenBank genome assembly.
GUCGUUUUGAAACCGAGGUCUGCCGUGAGGCACUUCAACUGCCGCACACCUCAGACUGCAGUCAGUGCGAAGAUGAAGUGGCCGCUAGCUGCGGUGCUUGUUGGCACCGCACGGUCCCCGGCCACCGGUUUCCAUGUGAACCCCAUCCCAGUGCGAUCAACAACGACUGUAGCAGCAGCAGCAGGGGUGGAGCAAAGCAGCAGAAUAACGGCGUAUCGCUAUUCAAGACCAAGUAGGCAUCGUGUGGCAGCAGCGAGAGCAUUAGCAGCAGCAGGGCUAGGCGGGGCGGCGGACGGGGUAGAGUCGUCGCUGCAACACUUGACACAGCCUGGAGAUGAAGAUGAGGAUGAGGACGAGGGGGCAUUCUUCUCUGCGGAGGAGAGCCUCCCACCAACGACACCACCAGCACCAGCAAGAGCAGCACCGGCACAGCCUGCGGCCACCGAGGACGACAACACGAACGCCGUUAUCUCCACGGUCGUCUCCGACGAAGACAACAAGGCGCCGAUAGACUGGGUCCUCUCGCGUCGCCUCCCGCAGCACAGCAGGCGCUUCUACCGCAAGGCUUUAGAGGCGGGCGACGUGAAGGUCGACGGGCGCAAGGUCAAGCGGUUCAUCCGGGUGAAGCGCGGAGCCAGGAUCUCGGUAGACCUGGGGCGGCAGCAGCAGCAGCAGGGGGCAAGCGCCGUCGCGGCCGCUACAACUACGCCUCCUCCCAACCUCGUCUUCCCCCAGCGGCUGCCGCGCCUCCGCGUUGUGUUCGAGGACGACCACCUCUUCGUGGCCAUGAAGCCCGCCGGGAUGAUAUGCCAGCCCUGCGCGGCGGCCCCUCGCGGGACCGUUCUCCACGGGCUAAUGUACCACAUGGUGCAGUCGGGGCAGCUCGAGGAAGGAUCGGACAUAACAGCGGCGGCGGCGAACACGCUGAGCCAGGGCAUCGUGCAGCGGCUCGACAAGCAGACGAGCGGCAUCAUGGUCGUCGCCAAGACCCUAGCCGCCUCCUCGAAGCUCUCCGCCCUCUUCCGGAAGGGCAAGGUGAAGAAGCAGUACCUGGCCGUGUGCCACGGGGACCCCGGCUUCGACUCGGUGGUGGACGCCCCCCUGUACCGCAGGAGCAGCGGGAAGGUGGGCGCGGUGGAGCCGUGGGAGGCGGAGGCGUUCAGGGCCAAGGAGGCCCAGACGCGCGUGCGAAACGUGGCUACCGCUAGAGGACUAAGCUUGUGCCGGGCGGACAUCCUCACCGGACGUAUGCACCAAGUGCGAGUUCACCUCAAGUGGAUUGGCUGUCCCAUCGUCGGAGACAGAGAGUACGGGGACCCGGAAGCUAACUUCAGAGUCUCGAAGCGCUCGGCGCAUCGAGUGGAGGCCCAGCGACCGCUCCUGCACUCGGUGUCGCUCGAGUUCAUCCACCCGUUCACCAACAAGCCCAUGUCGUUCAAGGCGCCGAUGCCUCCGGACAUGUGGGAGACCGCCCAAAACAUCCUUAGGGUGUCGGGGACGCCGGAGCAGCAGGAGGCGUUCGGGAAACUGCAAGAGCUGCGGCAGUCCCAGGCGGACGAGGCGGCGCCCUUGGGUGGACGGGGGGCACCGCGAAUGGCGGCAGGGGGAAGGGGGGGCAAGAAGAGACCAGGGAACAGGAGUAAGGGGGCCCGGGCAGCGUUCGAGGCGGUGGCUAAAUCAGAAAUCUUCGAGCAAUGAGAAAAUAAGACAAUUUUAGAUUCGUUGACAUGUUUUCCGCGUUGUAACAAUUGUUGUUGUAAGCGUGUUGGUGACGCAUGUCCCCACAGCGAUCUUCUCUCUUGGUAGAGCGCGACAGCUGCGCCGGUAGGGUGGGGGGGGAGAUCUUGGAGUCGAUUUGGUCCCGGUGUUAGUAACUUUCAAGGAGGCGGUGAUGAGUGUCGAUACUCAUUGGGCGAAACUAGGUUGACGUUGUCUAGGUUUUAUGGUGGGCGGGGACGAACAGCAUGGGGAUACACAAGAAGGGGUUGAUCCACUGUGUUCUUUGAUGUUGCUCCUGGUGUUGUUGGUGUUGCACUAUCGGCGAUAACGAUGAUACGAUGUUGAUAAAUAUUGUUUCGCCGGUUCUCUUGUCGGCAGAGCGUUGAGCGGGGAGGAGGGGGCAGGGCCGUCUCUUCUACCUCGCCUUUCUCGUUCGUGCUGAGUUGCGCACACGCUAGAAGGCUCUAAAAAGCGAGAAACGGAACAAUUUGGUUUGGAAAUG